Molecule: messenger RNA, 1605 nt
Organism: Spodoptera littoralis (African cotton leafworm)
Lineage: Eukaryota; Metazoa; Arthropoda; Insecta; Lepidoptera; Noctuidae
Source: the annotation of a GenBank genome assembly
AUGGCGAAUCAAUCCCAAAAAAUCGUUUACAAGCUGGUCCUCACUGGAGGACCGUGUGGCGGCAAAACCACCGGGCAGUCCCGUCUCUGCACUUUCUUUGAGAACUUAGGAUGGAAGGUGUUCCGGGUGCCGGAAACGGCUAACGUGCUCCUCAGUGGUGGUAUCAAGUUUGCAGAUCUCUCCGCUGAUGAAGCAAUGAAGUUCCAGGAGAACCUUCUAAGGACUAUGAUACAGAUUGAGAACACGUUCUUCGAGCUGGGCAGGACUUGCCAGAGGGAUUGCUUAAUUAUAUGCGAUAGGGGUGCGAUGGAUGCCAGUGCAUUUAUAUCGAGAGAGAAAUGGGAGUCGAUGUUGGUUACUAACAACUGGAACUGCGUCGAGCUGAGAGACAACCGGUACAAUCACAUCGUACACAUGCUCUCAGCUGCCAACGGAGCUGAGGACUUUUACUCCACCGAGGAUCACGCCUGCCGAUCUGAAGGCGUCGAGCUGGCGAGGGAACUGGAUUACAAUGCGGCUGCCGCGUGGAUCGGUCAUCCUUACUUCGAUGUCAUCGACAACUCGACCGACUUCGACCUGAAGAUGAACCGGCUCAUCGACUGUGUGUGCCAGAGGAUCGGCAUUGAUACCGGAGACCGGCUCAAUGUCAAUUCCAAGAAGCGCAAGUUCCUUGUCAAAUCGCCGAUCGUUCCAGAUUCGGAGUUCCCCCCGUUCCAGGACUUCGAUGUCGUUCACAAUUACUUGCAGAGCGAUGUUCGCAAGGCACAGGUCCGGCUCCGCAAGCGUGGCCAGAAGGGCCACUGGUCCUACAUACACACGCUGCGGAAGGUCCAUCCGAUCAAUGGCCAGUCUGUAGAAGUCAGGACACAGCUUACGCAUCGAGACUACUUAAACCUCCUCCCGCAGCGUGACGAAGCCCACUUCACUAUCUUCAAGAAACGUCGUUGCUUUAUCUACAACAACCAGUACUAUCAGUUGGACAUUUACAGACAACCCUCACAUCCCAGGUGUCGAGGACUAGUUUUACUAGAGACAUACAGUGCUAUUCACGAUCAAGACACGCUGUUGGCGUCGCUACCUAAGUUCCUUGUCAUUGAGAAGGAGGUGACCGGUGACCCCGCCUAUUCUAUGUACAACUUGUCCCUCAAAGAAGAUUGGAAGAAUUCAAAAAAGUACUACACUGGUGGUGAGAGCUCGAAACAAGCAAGUGCUAAGAAAGAAGGGCAUUCUAAAGGCUUGACCAACGGCCACAAGGAUGAAAAACACAUUGGUUCUAAUGGAGUCGCGAAAAUGAAUGGCCACGCAGGUGAGAAGGUCAAUGGGCAUGCCAUCGGUAAAAUGAAUGGCCACGCAGGUGAGAAAGUCAAUGGUCAUGCCAUCGGUAAAAUGAAUGGCCACGCUAGUGAUAAAGUCAACGGGUACAGUGAUAUGGGCACUGCGCGUGGAGCCAAGGUAAAUGGCCACCACGCCAACGGGCACGCUCCGAAACUCAACGGUGCUGCAGUAAACGGCGCUGCGCAUGAAACAGAGCUGGACGAAUUCAAGAAGAACCACAGAAUGGAUCUCGGAUCACCAAAGAUUACAAAGGUUGCUGUCAAGAUUUAA